Pimephales promelas (fathead minnow) is the source of this 1141-nucleotide messenger RNA. NCBI's taxonomy places the organism in Eukaryota, Metazoa, Chordata, Actinopteri, Cypriniformes, Leuciscidae. The record is from the annotation of a RefSeq genome assembly.
AUGGCAAGCCUACGAAAAACCCACCCACUGAUAAAAAUUGCUAAUGAUGCACUAGUUGACCUCCCAACACCAUCUAAUAUUUCAGCACUAUGAAACUUCGGAUCUCUUCUGGGAUUAUGCUUAAUUACUCAAAUCCUAACCGGUUUAUUCCUAGCAAUACACUAUACCUCUGAUAUUUCUACCGCAUUUUCAUCCGUCACACAUAUCUGUCGGGACGUUAAUUACGGCUGACUUAUCCGAAAUAUACAUGCCAACGGCGCAUCAUUUUUCUUCAUCUGUAUUUACAUACACAUUGCUCGUGGCCUUUACUACGGGUCCUACCUCUACAAAGAAACCUGAAAUAUUGGAGUCGUACUACUUCUUCUCGUUAUAAUAACAGCCUUUGUAGGCUAUGUACUCCCAUGAGGGCAAAUAUCCUUCUGAGGUGCCACAGUCAUUACAAAUCUAUUAUCAGCGGUACCCUAUAUGGGGGAUACCCUUGUACAAUGAAUUUGAGGGGGCUUUUCAGUGGAUAAUGCAACACUAACACGAUUCUUCGCCUUCCACUUCCUAUUCCCAUUUGUAAUCGCCGGUGCAACUGUCCUCCACUUAUUAUUCCUACACGAAACAGGGUCAAACAACCCCGCCGGGCUAAACUCCGACGCAGACAAAAUCUCUUUCCACCCCUACUUCUCUUAUAAAGAUCUCCUCGGCUUUGUCCUGAUACUGCUAGCUCUAACAUCCCUCACCCUAUUCGCCCCCACUCUUCUUGGCGACCCAGAAAACUUCACCCCAGCAAACCCCCUAGUUACUCCGCCACACAUUCAACCCGAGUGAUAUUUCCUGUUUGCCUACGCUAUUCUCCGAUCUAUUCCAAACAAACUAGGAGGGGUCCUAGCACUGCUAUUUAGCAUUUUAGUACUCUUUGUAGUCCCAAUUUUACAUACCUCAAAGCAACGAGGACUAACUUUCCGACCAAUCACUCAAUUCUUAUUCUGAACCCUAGUAGCAGAUAUAAUUAUUUUAACAUGAAUUGGGGGCAUACCUGUAGAACACCCAUAUGUUAUCAUUGGCCAAGUAGCCUCAGUUCUAUACUUUGCACUAUUCCUUCUUCUUGCCCCACUUGCAGGAUGAGCGGAGAAUAAAGCAUUGAAAUGAGCUU